This is a messenger RNA of Drosophila ficusphila, 4308 nucleotides long. RefSeq lists its product as uncharacterized. Gene Ontology annotation, biological process: proteolysis; DNA integration. Gene Ontology annotation, molecular function: zinc ion binding; aspartic-type endopeptidase activity; nucleic acid binding. NCBI's taxonomy places the organism in Eukaryota, Metazoa, Arthropoda, Insecta, Diptera, Drosophilidae. The record is from RefSeq and is a predicted model, not a curated record. The coding region runs from base 1 to 4308 and encodes 1435 amino acids. The transcript has 6 exons.
AUGACCAAAAACUGCACGAUUGAUAAGGUCAAACUUAUAAUGCAAGCCGGCAAUUCCAACACUAUGAAUGACGCCGUUUCAAAAUUCGUAAACAGUUGCACAGAUGCAACUGGACAACCAAACUCGGUCCUGUUCUAUAAUAACUAUACACAGCGCGGCGGAUACCGCGGACGCGGAAAUUAUAGAGGUAAUUUCCGUGGUCGUAGUAACAAUUAUAGUUACUACAACAAUAAUAAUAAUCGCGGCAACUACAGAGGAAACUCAAGGGGCCGUGGCAACUCGAACAGAGGCUACAAUAACAACAAUACAAAUAAUAAAAAUUUAGUUCCCUUACGCACUACUGGUCCCUUACCAAACGGGACGCCCGACGCCGGCAAAGCCGAGAAGUAUUUAGGUCACCAGCCGACACACACAGAGGACAGUCAAUCAACAGAGCCACAGGAAGACAGUCGAUCAACAGAGCCUCAGGAAGAAACAUCGAUCACCAGGAUCACUCAAGGACAUCAAGGGUACACAUCCCCUCAAGGACCACAAGGAUACACACCCCUCAAGGAUAACAAGGAUACACAUCCUCCCAAGGACUUCAAGGAUACUCAACAACUCAAGGACACACAUCGCCGCUCCUGCACCCUAGCCAGGACACUCAAGGAUACACAGGACUACAAGGACACACAGGACUACAAGCACAACCAGGACACACCAAGCAACAUGGGAGUCUCUUGGAUCUCAUACAGGAAGAAGCACGAGCUCGAGGCUAUCCUUCUCGAUCUCGGCCUGGAGCAGAACGGCACGGUCGAGGAACAGCGAGCCCGACUGCACGCGUUCGCCAGGCAACCGGAGCACUCCGAGGACACACUGAUCCGGCUUGGGGAGUUGGAACGCAAAUACACCCAUCCGGAGACAUCAAACCGGACGCGAGGGAAAUCAGAGGGCACCGCACGCACCAGUGCAUCCCAGUCCGACGCAGGCGUCUACUCGAUGGUGGUCGACAAAGCGACCAAAUGGGGACUGUCUUUCGACGGCACCAUCGAAGAACGAGCGGAUACCUACCGGAUCGACCGGAAGUAUUUGUCGCACGCUAUCACCGUCCUCCUGGCUGGCCGGGCGGAGAGCUGGUUCCGAACCAGCGAUCUGCAGGGACGUACCUGGACCGAAGUCUGCCGGGAAUUUUUGGAGUUUUUCCUGCCGCCCCGGUAUUACCAACGCCUCGACGACGAGAUCCGCUCUCACUUCCAGAAAGUGAACGAGCCUUUCAAGGAAUACCUGGUGGACCUUCGCCUCCAGAUGCGCCGCGCCGGAUUCUCACCGGAGCAAGAAUUGGAACGAGUCUACGAGAACAUGCUGCCCGAGUAUCAGAUGUUCACCCGCCGCCAGGACUUCAAGACGUUGACCGAGCUUACACACCUGGUGGUCAACUACGAAGUUGCCCGCAGCCGCGGAGGCCGACCCGUCCGUGGAUACCCGUCAGCAAAUGCAGACGCCGAGUAUCCACCCCAGAGCAGAAACGCACGACCUAGGGCGAACCCUGCUCACACACCGCAGGUGCCACGCCCUGGGAACGCGACCAACGACGCCGCCAGCCGAGGCAACGGUGGAGACUCCAACCAAGGGGCCACGCCCACCAGGUCAACCGACCCUAGCACCGCCUGCCGAAACUGCGGCCAGGCUGGUCACUACGCCACGGAAUGCCGGAACCAGAGGACCAUGUUCUGCUGGGACUGCGGCCGCCAAGGCAAACGCACUGUCGAGUGCAAGGGCAAGGGCCUCGAGUAUCAGGGAAUCACGGUCGAGGGACGCCCGCUCACCGCCACCUUGGAUACGGGGGCCUCGCAUAGUUUCAUAAGCGAGCGCCUGGCAAGGGUACUCCACGAUGGAAGGAAUCAUCGCGCCGUACGGACACGGGUGAAGUUAGCAGAUGGAACCGGCAGGGAGCUCACGCAGGCCCUGCGAAUCACAAUCCAGCUGGGAAAGGCUCGGGUCAGCGUCUCCGCCCUCAUCAUGGCGGAUGUGCUGGACGACCUCCUACUCGGUAUGGACUUCCUGUGCUAUGGUGGAGCCAAACUACAGUGUGGGGGCCUGACCCUCCAACUCGAGCCACCCAUUCCUGAUCAACCCACGAGGACCAGCUCGCCAGCACCAACCCGGAGCAAACGUGCCGCCACGCCGGCGCACACACCCGGCACCCAGGCGCACUCAUCCGCACUCCUCAGCCGCCACCCAGGCGCAAACACAAGCCGCUCCACGGGCGCACAAACCUGGGCCGGAGCACUGCCUACGCCUGAUUCAGCAGCGGUUCAGCGAAACCCAUUUCGCAAAGGGGCCAAGAGAGUCCGCUUCAGCGACCUGGAACCACCGCCUCCAUCCUGCGGUAUCGCUGACGCCGAGUACGACACCGAGGAGGAACCAAGAUCCAGAGGCCACGAGGACAACUACCCGGAGCCUUGGAUAAGGAAGUUUCUCGAACGAGAGCUGUCCCACUUCGACAACAUCGCCAACGUCUCCCACAUCGCCGAGCACAAGAUCGUGAUGCGCCACGAUCGCCCUAUCAAGCAACGAUAUCAUCCACGGAAUCCCGCGAUGAGAGCCGUCAUCGACCAACAGAUCGACGAGCUUAUCCGCGACGGACGCAUAGAGCCUUUCAAGAGCCCCCAUAGCGCGCCGAUAGUCAUCGCGGCAAAGAAGAAUGGAGAGGCCAGGAUGUGCAUCGACUACAGACAGUUGAACGAUAAUUCGAUCCCCGACGCUUACCCGCUGCCGCGGAUCCACCACAUUUUGGAGCGGCUGCGAAACGCCCGCUAUAUAUCGACGUUGGACCUGAAGAAUGGGUACUGGCAGAUCCCAGUCGCCCCAGCCAGCCGCGAAUGCACGGCAUUCACCGUCCCGGGCCGCGGACUAUUUCACUGGAAGGUGAUGCCUUUCGGGCUUCACUCGGCUCCGGCCACAUUUCAACGGGCGCUGGACACCGUCAUCGGUCCCGACAUGGAGCCACACGCUUUCGCCUACUUGGACGACAUCAUCGUCGUCGGGGCCACACUCUCCGAGCACGUACGGAACUUACGCGAGGUAUUCCGACGGCUCCGGGAGGCCAAUCUCCGUCUCAACCGAGACAAGUGCCAGUUCUUCCAGCGGAGUAUCUUGGCCACACGCUUUGUGCCGAACUUCGCGGACGUGGUCGAGCCAAUGACCUCGCUACUCAAGAAGGAUCAAAGCUGGAGAUGGGCAGAGAAACAGGAACAGGCGUUCCAGAAGUUGAAGGACCUACUCACGGAGGCACCGAUUCUGGCGUGCCCGGAUUUCAAGGAGAAAUUCGUACUUCAAACCGACGCAAGCGAAUACGGCGUGGGAGCCGUACUCACCCAGACCAUCGACCAGCAGGAGCGUGUAAUCGCCUACGCCAGCCGCCGGCUAAAUACCGCCGAGCGCAACUACUCUGUCACAGAAAAAGAAUGCCUCGCGAUAGUUUGGGCCAUCCGUAAGAUGCUCUGCUAUCUCGAAGGAUAUCGCUUCGAGGUGCUCACCGACCACCACUUGCUAAAGUGGUUGAACUCCAUCGACAACCCCACGGGCAGGAUCGCUCGGUGGGUAUUGGAGUUACAGCAGUUCCAGUAUGACGUGACAUACCGACGCGGAACCCAGAACCUGGUCGCAGACGCACUGUCGCGCCAGCCUCUGGCCACCAUGCAGCAGGCACAAGUUCAGGACAACGGUUGUAAGUGGAUUAGAAAAAUACUACAAAGGGUCCGGCAGGAGCCGGCCAAGUAUCCGGAUUUUCGAGAGGAGAACGGACAACUCUACAAACGCAUCGGGCUGCGCCCGGAGGAUGAGGAAUACACCCCCUGGAAGCUAUGCGUGGGCACCCACGACCGCGCGAGAGUGCUGACGGAAUGCCACGACCACCCCACCGCAGGCCACCUGGGCGUGCGGAAAACAAGCACACGAGUCGCCCAGAAAUACUACUGGCCCGGAUUAUUCCGAGAAGUAGCCAAAUACGUACGACGAUGCACAAGCCGCCAGAAGUUUAAGGUAAGCCAAGAAAAACCGGCCGGGAAAAUGUUCACCCGCCAGGUCGACGAACCUUUCCACAUACUAUGUGCGGACUUCCAACGAAGGACCUCCCUCCCACGUUCCAAGCAAGGGAACACAGUCUUACUGGUGUUCCUCGACUCAUUCAGCAAGUGGGUGGAACUCGACCCACUGCGACGGGCCACCGUACCAUAUCUCGAACGGGCGUUUCGAGAACGGAUUCUGAGUCGCUUCGGAGUCCCGAAGACUCUGGUAUGCGACAACGGGACCCAGUUCACCAGCUGA